UGCGCGCUGCCUCGGAUAAUCCCUCGACUCGAACUAGACUUCCAGCAAUCACCCUCUCCGCUCCACGGUCACUUGCAGCCCUCACCGCAGGAAGCCUGCGAACAUUUUUCUGUGCGCGCAGAGAACAGACUGUGACCCUUACUCGAGUCUGGCCAUCAUUGCGCGCAAGUUCCUCAUCGUCCCCUCGCUCGAAACAUCACCGUCGACCAGUUUCAACCCGCAUGGCCCUCUCAGCCUGAGCUUCACGAAGCCUCGAGGAUUACGCUACGACGAGCCUCGACGCUUUAAUCCCCACUCUCGACACCGGGUCCGCACAACGCUGGGACGAUUGAAUAAUUGAAGAGACUAGGUCAACAUCUCAACGCCGAUAAAAAGCACUUUGGAGUCGAGGCUGCGCUUGCAGCCAUACGAGCAGGAAAAUGGGCGCCUGCAUGAGUUCGAACCAGGAGGAGUCGGAGCAGAAGAAGAGAAGUCAAGCGAUUGAUAAGAAAUUAGAGGAGGACUCGAGACGACUGCGAAGAGAAUGCAAGAUCCUCUUGCUGGGUUCCGGAGAGAGUGGUAAAUCGACAAUUGUCAAGCAGAUGAAGAUUAUUCACCAGAAUGGCUACACGGUAGAUGAGUUAGCGCUUUAUCGAUUGACGAUAUAUAAGAAUCUGGUCGAUUGCGCGAAGGCUUUGGUUGGGGCGAUGCGGCAGUUCAACAUCGAACCUAUCAAUCCGGUGAAUAACGAAUAUGGCGAUUAUUUAUUGGACUACAACGUCGAUCCAAACCCCCAUACCCCACUGAAUCCUAAGGUCGCUAUGGCGAUUACAUCCAUAUGGGCAGACGGAAGCAUAGAGACUCUGAUGGAGAGGCAGAGCGAAUUCUACUUGAUGGAUUCGGCACCAUAUUUCUUCGAGGAAGCCAAUCGAAUCUCGGCUCCCGAGUAUAUUCCAAUCGAGGCGGAUGUGUUGAGAGCCAGAACGAAGACGACUGGUAUAUAUGAGACCAGGUUCACUAUGGGUUCACUGAGCAUACAUAUGUUCGACGUGGGUGGACAACGAAGUGAGAGAAAGAAGUGGAUUCAUUGCUUCGAGAAUGUUACAUCGAUCAUUUUCUGUGUGGCCUUGUCAGAAUAUGACCAGGUCCUUUUGGAAGAGAGCAAUCAGAAUCGAAUGAUGGAGAGUCUGGUCCUGUUUGAUUCGGUCGUCAACUCGCGGUGGUUCAUGAGAACCAGUAUCAUCUUAUUCUUAAACAAAGUCGAUCUCUUCAGGUCAAAAUUGGGACGAUCGCCAUUGAGCAACUACUUCCCAGACUAUUCUGGAGGCAACGACAUCAAUAGAGCAUCAAAAUAUCUGCUCUGGAGAUUUAAUCAAGUCAACCGAGCACACCUUAACUUAUAUCCACAUCUUACGCAAGCUACCGAUACAUCAAAUAUUCGACUCGUUUUCGCGGCGGUAAAAGAGACCAUUCUUCAAAAUGCUCUCAAAGACUCGGGUAUCCUCUGAGCAUUAAUUCAUGAUCAAUGAACUUUCCUUUCGUCCUCGGGGGUUUUGGAAAUACUCCCAUUGUCACUGGUAUCGGCGUUUGGCUGGGUUUCACGGGAGUACUGGGAGUGGCUGUCUCACAAGACCUUUUUUGGUGGA
This is a messenger RNA of Mollisia scopiformis, 1625 nucleotides long. RefSeq names its product G protein alpha subunit. The transcript is spliced from 6 exons. The record is from RefSeq and is a predicted model, not a curated record. Lineage: Eukaryota; Fungi; Ascomycota; Leotiomycetes; Helotiales; Mollisiaceae. Gene Ontology annotation, cellular component: heterotrimeric G-protein complex. Gene Ontology annotation, molecular function: GTP binding; G protein-coupled receptor binding; G-protein beta/gamma-subunit complex binding. Gene Ontology annotation, biological process: adenylate cyclase-activating G protein-coupled receptor signaling pathway. Bases 420 to 1487 code for a protein of 355 amino acids.